Molecule: messenger RNA, 2532 nt
Organism: Rhodotorula toruloides NP11
Lineage: Eukaryota; Fungi; Basidiomycota; Microbotryomycetes; Sporidiobolales; Sporidiobolaceae
Product: anthranilate synthase
Exons: 4
Coding region: 1-2532 (843 amino acids)
Biological process (GO): L-tryptophan biosynthetic process
Cellular component (GO): cytosol
Molecular function (GO): phosphoribosylanthranilate isomerase activity; anthranilate synthase activity; indole-3-glycerol-phosphate synthase activity
Source: RefSeq, a predicted model, not a curated record
AUGGCUGCACCGAUUGGUAAUGGCGGCUCUGUCCCGCUCACGGUCAACGACGGCAACGCUUCGUCCGCCUCCUCUUCGCUCGCUCCGAAGCCGCACAUCGACCCGAACAACCAUGUGGUCAUGCUGGACAAUUACGACAGCUUCACCUGGAACCUGUACCAGUACCUCUGCCUCCUCGGCGCCAACAUGACCGUCAUCCGCUCCGACGCCCUCACGCUCGACGAGCUCCGCGCCCAGCACCCGACCAUGACCCACCUGGUCAUCUCGCCCGGUCCUGGCCACCCUCUCAAGGACUCUGGCAUCUCGGUCGAUGCGAUCGACUACUACGCCGGCAAGAUCCCCAUCCUCGGCGUCUGCAUGGGUCUCCAGGCGAUCACGGUCAAAUACGGCGGAGUCGUCGAGCAAGCCGGAGAGUACGUUCACGGCAAGACGAGCGCCAUCUUGCACGACGGCAAGGGCCUCUUCAAGGGUCUCGCGCAGGGCGUUGCGGGGACGCGGUACCACUCGCUUGCGGCGCGCAUCAACUCGCUGCCCGAGGAGCUGGUCGUCACUUCGCGCACCGAAGGCGGAAUCAUCAUGGGUCUCCGACACAAGGAGUACUCGAUCGAGGCGGUUCAGUACCACCCCGAGUCGAUCUUGUCCGAGGAGGGAAAGCUCAUGCUCGCCAACUUCUUGUCGUGGAAGGGCGGCAGGUGGAGCGAGCUUCCCGAGGUCCUCGAGCCGGUCAAGGGCUUCUCGGCAUCUGCACCUCUUGCCAACGGUUCCGCUCCUUCGCCGAACGCCGUUCCGACGAUCCUUCAAAAGAUCGAACAGCAGCGCAUCCUCGACGUCGCCAAGGCCAAGGCGACUCCAGGCUACAAGCCGUCCGACCUCGAGUCGCUCAUCGCUCUCCACGUUCCUCCUCCCCUCAUCUCGUUCCACCAGCGUCUCCGACCAUGCGCGACGUCGACUUCUGCGACCUCGGCCGUUCCUCACAUGGCUCUCCUCGCCGAGGUCAAGCGCGCCUCGCCUUCCAAGGGCGACAUCGUCGACGCCUCUUCGCCCUCUGCGCCCGCCAUUGCCCUCUCGUACGCUCUCGCCGGCGCAUCAGUCAUCUCGGUCUUGACGGAGCCGAAGUGGUUCAAGGGCUCGCUCGACGACAUGCGCGCCGUCCGUGCCGCUGUCGACGCCCUCCCGAAUCGCCCUGCGAUCCUCCGUAAGGACUUCAUCCUCGACCCGUACCAGAUCGACGAGGCCCGCGUCUACGGCGCCGACACCGUCCUCCUCAUCGUCGCCAUGCUCGACGACGCCAAGCUCGCCUCGCUCUACGCUCACUCGGUCGCGCGCGGCAUGGAGCCUCUCGUCGAGGUCAACAACGCCGAAGAACUCGAGCGCGCUCUCAAAGUCGGCGCCAAGGUCAUCGGCGUCAACAACCGCAACUUGCACGAUUUCAACGUCGACAUGUCGACGACCUCGCGCAUCGCGGAUGUCAUCAAGGAGAAAUACCCCGAGCGCGCUGGCGAGGUCAUCCUCAUCGCGCUCAGCGGUAUCACGGGUCGCAAGGACGUCGAGCGGUAUCAGGCGCAGGGUGUGAGCGCCGUCCUCGUUGGCGAGAGCUUGAUGCGCGCGAACGACAAGGGCGCCUUCGUCAAGGAGCUCCUCGGCCUUUCGUCCUCAGCAGCGCCUUCGUCGCUCGUCAACGGCGCCGCGCAGGCUGUCCAAGCAGCUGCGUCGGCAGUCGUUGGCGCCGUGACCGGCAACUCGACCUCCUCGCCUCGCAAGGCCCCGCUCGUCAAGAUCUGCGGUCUCAAGACGCCCGAGGCAGCGCUUACCGCCGCUGACGCAGGUGCAGACCUCCUCGGCCUCAUCUUCGUCCCCGGCAGCAAGCGCAACGUCUCGCUCACUCAAGCAGGCGAGAUCAUCUCGGCCGUUCGCGCACGCCACGCCGGCCCAAAGCGGGCAGAAGCCGCUGCUGCCGCACUUGACACGUCCGACUGGUUCUCACUUCAGGCGUCGCGCAUCUCGGCACACCCGCGGAAACCCCUCUUCGUCGGCGUCUUCCAGAACCCAUCGCUCGAGACGGUUCUCUCGACUGUUGACGCUCUCGGCCUCGAUCUCGUCCAGCUUCACGGCUCCGAACCGACUCAGUGGGCUCGCCUCAUUCCUGUACCGGUCAUCCGCGCGUUCCACGUCGAUGAGAAGGCGGAGGCGGACGCAGAAGAGGCGGCGCAACUGCGUGAGGCGACUCGGCCAGGCUUCCAUGCCCUGCCUUUGCUCGACACCAAGGUCAGCAAGGACAAGGGUGCGCUGAGCGGCGGUGCGGGACGGGUUUUCGACUGGGCGGUCGCGAAGCGGCUCGUCUCGUCCCGGGUGCAGGAAGGACACCGGGACUUGCCGAUUGUUCUGGCGGGCGGACUCGACGCGGCAAACAUCAAGGAGGGCGUGCAGACAGUUCGGCCAUUCGCGGUCGACGUGAGCGGCGGAGUCGAGACGAACGGCGAGAAGGACUUGGACAAGAUCCGCGAGUUCAUCCGGCUCGCCAAGCAGGCAUAG